AACAGUUCGAAGAGGUAGACUAGUUUUUUGAGAGUCGGCAUUUAUUUUUCUUUCUUUCUUUUUUGUAAAUCUGUACGGUUAUAUAAUGAUUUGCAGGAAGCCACCUUUAGUCUUAAUCGGUACUUGAUUAACAAAGUCUGGAACACACAUUGCAAAGACUUGACAAGCAAGCUUAUCCAGGGAACAAUCCAACUACGAUCGACUGUCACACGAGUGGUUAUGGAGAAACCAUGCAUAUUAGCUACCACGCUCGGAGCGCCCGGAGGCAUUUACAAGUGUUUUUCUCCUUGUAUCGAGAAACACUUCAUUAUAAUCCCAUAUGAGUGCUUUGUACAGAGGAAAGUAGACUUCGCUGACAAAAUCCAGGCAUUGUUUGUGUGGGGUGACGUUAUUAAAGUUGACCAAAACCUGUUAAAAUCUUUGCCUAACCUCAAAGCGGUUGUUAAUGGUGGGGUGGGAGUAGACCACCUGGAUAUUCCUCUGAUCAAUAGCUUUGGAGUCAAAGUUUCCAACACUCCUCAUGUGGUGGAUAAUGCCACUGCGGAUAUUGGCAUGAGUUUGAUGUUGGCAUCUGCAAGGAAGAUAGUUGAAGGAUACAAUUUUUCCAAGUUCCGGGAGUCUGAUGAUUUUCCCGAGUCCUCUCUAGGCACUGAUGUUAGCGGGGCCACCCUGGGCAUCAUCGGCAUGGGUAGAAUAGGAUACAAAAUAGCCAAGAGAGCUCAAGGGUUUGAGAUGAAAAUCCUUUACCACAAUAGGAAUCGAAGGCCUGAGAGUGAUGAGAGAGCUGUUGGGGCCACAUAUUGUGCAAGCAUGAAGGAGCUGUUACAGAGGUCAGACUUCGUCAUGGUGGUGGUCAAUCUGACCCCUCAUACGCACAAACUGAUUGGUGCCAAAGAGUUUGCCAUGAUGAAACCCAAUUGCACCUUUAUCAACGUUAGCAGAGGCUUGGUAGUGGACCAAAAUGCUUUAGUAGAUGCUCUUCAGAAGAAAAUGAUACGAGCUGCUGCCUUAGAUGUUACGUAUCCUGAACCACUUCCCAGGGAUCAUCCCCUGCUGUCCUUCCCAAAUGUCAUCGUCCUGCCCCAUUUAGGAACCCACACCGUGGAGACCUCACAGAUCAUUGUGGAGAGGAUGGUGACCAAUGCCUUGGCCGCUGUAACUGGAGGCCAGCUUCCUGAUGAAGUUAAGGCAUAGAGCCAGAGCACAGAGCCAUCUGUUCCUCUUUGGUUUUUAACCAGAAAAACAUAGACAAAACUAAACCAUUAUAUUUUGUUUCGCGAU
This is a messenger RNA of Carassius carassius (crucian carp), 1281 nucleotides long. RefSeq lists its product as uncharacterized. The record is from RefSeq and is a predicted model, not a curated record. NCBI's taxonomy places the organism in Eukaryota, Metazoa, Chordata, Actinopteri, Cypriniformes, Cyprinidae. The coding region runs from base 220 to 1194 and encodes 324 amino acids. The transcript is spliced from 6 exons. Gene Ontology annotation, cellular component: cytosol. Gene Ontology annotation, molecular function: NAD binding; hydroxypyruvate reductase [NAD(P)H] activity; glyoxylate reductase (NADPH) activity.